Messenger RNA from Penicilliopsis zonata CBS 506.65, 1091 nucleotides. RefSeq lists its product as hypothetical. The transcript is spliced from 3 exons. Gene Ontology annotation, molecular function: oxidoreductase activity, acting on NAD(P)H, oxygen as acceptor. The record is from RefSeq and is a predicted model, not a curated record. The coding region runs from base 137 to 1018 and encodes 293 amino acids. Gene Ontology annotation, cellular component: intracellular anatomical structure. Lineage: Eukaryota; Fungi; Ascomycota; Eurotiomycetes; Eurotiales; Aspergillaceae.
GGGGGGAGCUGUGGAGGAGCUACGGGGUACUUAAAGCUGGCGAGAUACUUUCACUCUCCCAGCUUUCAUCGAGUUUUUUUAUCUUCUUCCACGGUUUCAGUUUCAUUCUCUAUCACGUCUUUUACCUCAUCUCACAAUGGCUGCUUCACCCAUCCAGGACGGUGUCUUCGUCUUUGACAACACCACGCCACCCGAGCCUUCUAGUCUGCUGAGUCUUUUCUCGCUCAAGGGCAAGACGGCCAUUGUGACCGGCGCUGGCGCCGGGAUUGGUCUACAUGUCGCCCAUGGCCUGGCGGAGGCUGGCGCCAACGUGGCGUUGUGGUACAACAGCAACCCCAGCUGCAUAGAACGGGCUGCAGAGAUUGCCUCCAAGUACGGUGUUCAAGCCAAGGCUUACAAGGUCAACGUGACGGAUGCCAAUGCCGUGGCCGAUGCCGUGGACCUCGUGGUCAAGGAGUUCAAUGGUCGGCUGGAUAUCUUGAUCGCCAACGCCGGCAUUCCCUGGACUAAGGGCCCUGCGGUGGACGGCCCUCUGGAACACUACCACGAGGUGGUCGAUAUCGAUCUGAACGGCACCUACUACUGUGCCAAGGCUGCUGCUGCCCACUGGAGACGCCAGAAGGAAGAGGGCACCGACAUCAACGGCAACAAGCUCACCAACUUCACCUACGGCAGCUUCGUUGCCACCGCUUCAAUGAGCGGCCACAUUGUCAACAUCCCUCAGUUGCAGGCUGCCUACAAUGCCGCCAAGGCAGGCGUCAUUCAUCUUUGCAAAUCCUUUGCCGUCGAGUGGGUUCGGUUCGCGCGUGCGAACACCGUCUCGCCAGGCUACAUUCUCACCGAGAUCGCUAGCUUCGUCUCACAAGAUACUCACGAAAUUUGGAAGCGGAAGAUCCCCAUGGGCCGCGAGGGUCUCCCGGAGGAGCUCAAAGGGGCGUUCCUCUACCUGGCCUCGGACGCUGCCAGCUACACCACUGGCGCUGACCUUGUUGUUGACGGAGGGUACACUUUGCCUUAGCGAUUUUUUUUUCUAUAGAUUAAUGAUAGAUGAGUUAUGAAACUAGACCAUAGAGGUUAAAUCUAUUCAAUAC